AACAUUAACGAGAUCAAAUAUAUUUCGGAUGCAAGUGCUUUUUAAUUUAGAUAAAGAACAUAUUAAAAUGGAAGCGAUGAUGUUUUGUAGUAGGGCUGGCUCAACAGAUCCGAAUAGUGUAAGAAUUCCGCAAGCAACAAUGGAUGUUUUGGAGAGAAAUGAAAAUCCGGAGGAUAUAUCACAUAUUGCCGAGGGUGGAAUGAUUUCUAUUGAAGAAUACAGAAUGAUGUUACAAUGA
This is a messenger RNA of Scutellospora calospora, 238 nucleotides long. Lineage: Eukaryota; Fungi; Glomeromycota; Glomeromycetes; Diversisporales; Gigasporaceae. The record is from the annotation of a GenBank genome assembly.